Messenger RNA from Volvox carteri f. nagariensis, 306 nucleotides. RefSeq lists its product as uncharacterized. The transcript has 3 exons. The annotation marks the transcript as partial. NCBI's taxonomy places the organism in Eukaryota, Viridiplantae, Chlorophyta, Chlorophyceae, Chlamydomonadales, Volvocaceae. Gene Ontology annotation, molecular function: ATP binding; ATP hydrolysis activity. The record is from RefSeq and is a predicted model, not a curated record.
CUGCUCAGAGGCCUCUCGGGGGGCGAGCGGAAGAGACUCAGUAUUGGGCAGGGCCUCAUGUCCCGUCCCCGUGUUUUGCUUCUUGACGAGCCUACCAGCGGCCUGGACUCGUUCGCAGCCACCGUGGUGAUGGGGCACGUGGCGGAGCUAGCCCGGGGCCGGGGCGGCAGGGGGGGGGUGACGGUCAUCGCCUCGCUGCAUCAACCCAGAGCGGCGAUAUGGGACAUGGUCAACCAGGUCGUCGUACUCGGUCGUGGGCGGCUGCUGUACUGCGGUCCCCCCAGCGAGCUCCUCCCCUGGUUCUCA